AUGACCAUAGAGCUACCCUUGGAUACACCAGACAAUGUUUCCCAAAAAAUCGUGCAUGUUACCCUGCCAGGUCCUCCAACAAGGGAAGAGAUGCUCACGCACUACCCAGCCAAGUUCACAUGGGACCAGCUUAAGGCCUUUGUGAAUUCCGGGUACUUAUAUUCUAUCGUCAACAUGAACAAGACCAAAGACGCUGACUCUGCAACGUUACUAAGAAAUCUCGGGCUGCUAAAGCGUGACAAGGCACUAGAAAAGAGAUAUGAUGCAUGGUCUCUAGUGAUCGUGAAAGAGCACGGUUCAAUGGCGAACUACCUUUUCAACCACCGUCUCCAAUGGGGACAGCCAGAUACCCUUUCGCUCUUACCAUCAGCACUUGAUAGUCACACCAGACCUGAGGACGUAUCCAUCUCAGCCUCUAGGUCUAACCAGUCACUCCCACCAUUUCCCCAGGACGUGCCUGAAUAUUUCAAAGUUGAUAUGCCGGUCGACUCAGAGUUGAUCAGUAUCAUUCAGAACAGUUGGCCUUACUCUGUCCCUAUCGAGAUUGAACACACGCUCAUCUGGUCGCGAGUGCCUAUUUUCCAUCCAGAUCUCAUCCCAUCGGAAAUCGAUGCGCGGAUUCAACAAGAUGGGCUGUGCGGGUUUACGGGCAAUGACGAGCCUCCACCCUCGCCGUCAACUCUGCCAGAAUGUCUGCCUGCGCUGGCAGAGUGGGGAAUCACCAUGGAGAAUUUAGUUCGCAGCCCCAAAAGCAGUCCAGAGAUCGACGAGAUGGUGAGGAAUGCUGGAAGGGAAAUAGACGGGUUCGUGAAACGGAGAUGGGUAGAGAGCGAGUGGGAAACUGCAUGGUUUGUCAAUCCCCCAAGGCUACAAAGUGUUCGUGGACUAGCGCACAUACACGUAUUCGCGAAGAAGAAACACUUAUAGAUCAGAUUAAUAUUAGACAUAGAAUACUCAUCAGCUUUAUGGUUGGAUGUCUUUGCGAAUGAGUUUCAAUUCAUCCACCACUAUCUUCACGAUAUCGUGCCAUUCUGUCAUGGCACCGAGUCCUUUGAG
Suillus clintonianus is the source of this 1056-nucleotide messenger RNA. RefSeq lists its product as uncharacterized. Gene Ontology annotation, cellular component: cytoplasm. The coding region runs from base 1 to 927 and encodes 308 amino acids. The record is from RefSeq and is a predicted model, not a curated record. NCBI's taxonomy places the organism in Eukaryota, Fungi, Basidiomycota, Agaricomycetes, Boletales, Suillaceae. Gene Ontology annotation, biological process: N-acetylglucosamine metabolic process. The transcript is spliced from 3 exons.